Oncorhynchus gorbuscha (pink salmon) is the source of this 905-nucleotide messenger RNA. RefSeq names its product protein phosphatase 1 regulatory inhibitor subunit 14D (gene ppp1r14d). Gene Ontology annotation, biological process: regulation of phosphorylation. The transcript has 4 exons. NCBI's taxonomy places the organism in Eukaryota, Metazoa, Chordata, Actinopteri, Salmoniformes, Salmonidae. Gene Ontology annotation, cellular component: cytoplasm. Bases 177 to 548 code for a protein of 123 amino acids. The record is from RefSeq and is a predicted model, not a curated record. Gene Ontology annotation, molecular function: protein serine/threonine phosphatase inhibitor activity.
ACAGAGCAAGCAAGUAAGAUAGAUAGGUAGGAGAGCUAGAGCAAGAGAAGAAGAAAAAGAGCGAGCACACAAGAAAGACAGCGAAGAGAGAGGGUGGGAGUGAGAGCACCAGAGACAGAGGGAGAGAUAGAACGAGAGAGACGGCUCUGUGUUUCCUCAGCUGUUUUCCCGAGGCCAUGGCAGGCAUGGCGUCGGAGCCAGGCACCCAGUCCAGGGUGAUGUUCCAGUCUGCAGACAAAACAGAGGAGCCUCCACAUCGCAAACUGGGCAAGCUGACCGUCAAAUACAACCGUAAGGACCUGCAGAGGAGGCUGGAUAUCGAGGAGUGGAUCGACGAUCAGCUGCACCUGCUCUUUGACUGUGAGGAGGAGGAGAUGCCAGAGUUAGAGAUUGACAUAGAUGAGCUGCUGGAGCUGUCAGACGUGGAGCAGAGAUCCAGACUGCAGGAGUUACUGCAGGAAUGUGGCAAGCCUAAAGAGGACUUUAUUAAUGGGCUGCUUUAUCGGAUUAAGGGCCUACGCAAAAUGUCAGGACCCCUAAAGAAAUAAUGAGAGGUCAAAUCAAGAAUCAAGACCAUGUAAAGCUCCCUCGCCAUUACCUUGUAUUCUGGAUGUCUGUCUGUGCAGUUACAUGUUAAUGGGACCUUCUCUCUGCACACGUGGGUCAAUGUUGGUCUGUAAAGAGAACAGUGGGUUUUGAUUAGUGUUUUAUAUUACUUUGUUUUUGGACCGUUUUAACAUUUUGAUUCCCCUCAAUACAAAUAAUGCACCAGUAAUUAAAUGUAUUGUCUAUUACCCACGUGGAAAGUUUUUGUGUAAGACUGUAUAUUUUUGGUUGCCUAUUUAUGUACAUAUAUUUUUGUUCUGUUAACAGUGUUGUAUGUCAAUAAAACUUAAAAUUUUCAA